GUAGUGAUGUGUUUGAAUAAAAUGUAUUCAUUGUAUUGUUUGACUGUUGAAUGUAUUGGUUGGACACUCACUGCUAGACUCUCUCUACUCUAGUAUUUAGUUGACUAUUGACUGACUGAAUGGUUAUGAGAGCGCUAUUGUGUGAAAAAAAUAUUAUAUUAUUAUAUUAUUAACUGAUUUGAUCACACAUUUUGAGGGAUCAACUCUUUGGAUAUACUCUUUUGAAGACAUAUUAUUGAUCUUCAAUUGAUUUUGAUUAGUAUUAUCACUAAACAAUAGAGAAGACAAUGUCAGUAACGACGACACCAUUUCUUGGUUGUAAAAUAUCAUUGAUCUCUAAGUCUGAGAUCAGAUAUGAAGGCAUUCUCUAUACUAUUGAUCCCAAAGAGUCGACCAUUGCUUUGGCAAAAGUCCGCUCGUAUGGCACUGAGGACCGACCCGUUGAACGUCAAGUGCCUCCAAGAGAUGAAAUAUUUGAGUACAUAAUCUUCAGAGCCGGUGACAUAAAAGAUCUGAUUGUUGACGACCCGCCCGCUACUAUUGCUCCCGGAUUGGCCGAUCCGGCAAUCAUUCAAGCGCACUCAACUUCGAGCACAUCCGGUGCUACAUUUCCAUCUACAACAUUUCCAGAGAUCACCCGUAACUCGAACUCGAACAGCGUGACGUCUGGCCAGAGACCAUCGGGCGCUGCAUUCAGUUCGGGUCAAAAUGCUAUAAAUUCAUUAACUAUGGGAACAGGAUUCAAGUCUAGUGCGUCCAAUGAGUCGCGAUCGCAAAACUCGACGCCCACUACUACUGGCCAACAACAGCAACAUCAACAACAAAAUCGUCAGCAACAGAGUCCUCAUUUAGAUGGACAGUCAUCGGCGGCCCAACAAUCGAAUCAAAACAGACAAAAUAUUCAUAAAGAUAACUAUAAGAGAAACGAAAGGAGCGGUCAAAUGCCGCAAAUGCGUAGAGGAGGACCACAGGGUGGAUAUGGAGGGGGAGGCGGCGGUAAUAGAGAUGGUGGUGGAGGAGGAGGAGGACACGGACCCCAGCAAAACUAUUAUACAAAUAGACGCGGAUCCGGUCAACCAAACUAUAGACAACAAAACCAAAGCCAUUCACAACCACCGCAGACUAACAAUCGUUUUGGUAAUUAUAAUAAUCGGCAAUUCAACAACAAUUACUCGAAUAUAAAUCAACGACGACCUGGUGGUGGCCAAUCUCGUCCUCAGAAUCGCGGCGGUCCUCAUAAUCGGGUAUCGAAUCGCGGCACAAAAGAGCCGAUAAAAUUUGAAAACGAUUUCGAUUUUGAAAAAGGUUUAGAAGAGUUUUCCGAAAUGGAAAAAAAGUUUAGUAAUUUGAAAGUCGAUACCAAUAAUACUGAUGAACAACAGCCUAAAGAAGGCGACAUCAAACAAGAAGAGACCAAUACUACAGAUAAUAAUAGCAUUGAGAACACGGCUAAUGGAGAUAAAGAAAACUUAGAAAACGAUCCGUUUUAUGAUAAGGCAAAGUCUUUCUUCGAUACCAUCAGUUGUGAAGCUAUUGAACGCGAAAAAGGAAAUGUUCAGCGCAUCGAUUGGAAAGCCGAACGCAAACUUAAUUCAGAAACUUUUGGCGUUCCUAUGAGUUAUCGACGAGGCUUUGGUCGCGGACGCGGUGGUUAUGGUCACCGGGGUUACCGAAGUUAUUAUAGAGGCGGUGGCUUUUCCCGUGGCGGCUCUGGAGGUGGUGGAGGAAGUGGCGACACUCGUCGAUAUAAAUCGUCAAAUCAACAACAAAAUCAACGCAAUUAAGGCGUGUUUUUAAUCACACAUACACACAAUGGCUCCGGAUUUGAAUAAUUUAUUUUUUUUGUUAGCCUUUAUUGCAAAUUUAAUAUUAAAAAUUAAUAUCUUUAUUGUCAAAAUUACUUAAAAAAAACAAAUUGCUUGCAAUUGAAUUUAUCAGUUAAGUGUCCAUUUUCAACACACAUAAACAAAUACAUUGAUUGCACGCAAUGUGACUAAAAAGAAAUGAUUAUAAAAAAAACUAAACACUAAACAAAAUAAAUACAACAAAUUUUUAAUUUAAAUACGAAUAUAAUAAUAACAAUACAAA
Messenger RNA from Oppia nitens, 2088 nucleotides. RefSeq names its product protein LSM14 homolog B-A-like (gene tral). The coding region runs from base 288 to 1784 and encodes 498 amino acids. Gene Ontology annotation, molecular function: mRNA binding. Gene Ontology annotation, cellular component: P-body. Lineage: Eukaryota; Metazoa; Arthropoda; Arachnida; Sarcoptiformes; Oppiidae. The record is from RefSeq and is a predicted model, not a curated record. The transcript has 4 exons. Gene Ontology annotation, biological process: P-body assembly; cytoplasmic stress granule assembly.